Brassica oleracea var. oleracea is the source of this 1589-nucleotide messenger RNA. Its product is annotated as G-box-binding factor 3. The transcript is spliced from 12 exons. Gene Ontology annotation, molecular function: DNA-binding transcription factor activity; sequence-specific DNA binding. The record is from RefSeq and is a predicted model, not a curated record. Gene Ontology annotation, cellular component: nucleus. Bases 275 to 1399 code for a protein of 374 amino acids. Lineage: Eukaryota; Viridiplantae; Streptophyta; Magnoliopsida; Brassicales; Brassicaceae. Gene Ontology annotation, biological process: regulation of DNA-templated transcription.
UUUACGCUGUAUUAUAUUCUCGUGACACGUGUUUGAUGACGUGGUCAUCGUCUUCGCGCUCAGUUUUUUCUCUCUCUCCCUCUCUCUCGUCUUCCUCCUUCAAAAAAAACUGAACUCUUUUUUUCUCUCUGUUUUUUCUAGAGAGAGAGAGAGAGAUUGGAAUGCGUUAAAAUUUCUCUUUAGUUUUCAAGUUUUCUCGAUUUGGAUCUCUGAGCUAGCUUACAGAUUUUUGGAGAAAGAGACAAUUGUUGUUAAGUGUGGAAACGUUAAGACCAUGGGAAAAAGCGAGGAACCAAAGGUUACCAAAUCAGACAACAAACCAUCUUCACCACCUGCGGAUCAAACAAAUGUUCAUGUCUACCCUGAUUGGGCCGCUAUGCAGGCUUAUUAUGGGCCAAGAGUAGCAAUACCUCCUUAUUACAACUCAGCUAUGGCUGCUGCAUCUGGUCAUCCUCCUCCUCCUUACAUGUGGAAUCCUCAGCAUAUGAUGUCACCAUAUGGAACACCGUAUGCAGCGGUUUACCCUCAUGGAGGAGGAGUCUACGCUCAUCCUGGAUUCCCCAUGCCUCAAAGUCAAAAGGGUGCUGCUUUAUCAACUCCGGGGACGCCAUUGAACAUAGACACUCCUAGUAAAUCAACAGGAAACACAGAGAAUGGGCUGAUGAAGAAGCUGAAAGAGUUUGAUGGACUUGCUAUGUCUCUAGGAAAUGGUAAUAAUGGUGAUGAAGGUAAACGCUCACGGAACAGCUCAGAAACGGAUGGUUCUAGUGAUGGAAGUGACGGGAAUACCACUGGGGCUGAUGAACCGAAACUUAAGAGAAGCCGAGAAGGAACUCCAACCAAAGAUGAGAAGAAACAUUUGGUUCAGUCAAGCUCAUUUCGGUCUGUUUCUCAGUCAAGUGGUGAUAACGUUGUAAAGCAUAGUGUUCAAGGAGGAGGUGGAGCUAUAGUCUCUGCUGCUGGUGUAAGUGCAAAUUCAAACCCAACCUUCAUGUCACAAUCUUUAGCCAUGGUUCCUCCUGAAACUUGGCUUCAGAACGAGAGAGAGCUGAAACGGGAGAGAAGGAAACAGUCUAAUAGAGAAUCUGCAAGAAGGUCAAGAUUAAGGAAACAGGCUGAGACUGAAGAACUGGCUAGGAAAGUUGAAGCCUUGACAGCAGAAAACAUGGCGUUAAGAUCUGAGCUAAACCAACUUAAUGAGAAAUCUAAUAAUCUAAGAGGAGCUAAUGCAACCUUACUGGACAAGCUGAAAAGUUCAGAACCUGAAAAGAGAGUUAAGAGCUCAGGAAAUGGAGACGACAAGAACAAGAAGCAAGGAGACAAUGAGACUAACUCUACCAGCAAACUGCAUCAACUGCUUGAUACCAAGCCUCGAGCUGACGGUGUAGCUGCUCGCUAAUCAUAACACUCUUGUGUGUCGACUUCUACUUAAUUUGUCGACAGAAACAAAGAAAAACAAGUGUAUGCUAAUUCCAGAAAACUUGUUAGAUAGUAUAGAAGAGAUGGAGAUGGAGAUGGAGAUGAUUUGAUCUUAUAUAUAUAGAUUUUCCAGAGAGGGGUGAUUGUUAAUAUGGAGAGGCUCUAUUUUU